AUGCCCGACAAAGUUACAAAGGGCGACUUAUUUGUCAAGGUCACUGUCGGAAAUAAAUGGGGCUGUUUCUCUCGCCAGAAAGACUAUUUAGUAGCUUCUAUCGACAUUAAGCUACGAGAUGCUCUCGUGGGAAUAAAUUCAAAGAGGAAUUUUAUUAAGCAUAUCGAUGGCCGCCAACUGAACAUCCAACUAGGCCUCGGCAAAGUGAUCACACCCGGCAUGAACAUAAUUUAUAAAGGAGAAGGUAUGCCAGUAUUCUCUGACACGAAUGGAAACAAGGGUGAUCUUGUUAUUAAAUUUAAUGUGAUCUUCCCUGUUCACAUCAAUAUUCCCACGGAUCCAUACGUUCGGGACGAAAUUGAUAUUAUCUUUGAAACGGAGGAAGAACGUCAAAUUCGUGAGAACACAAUUAUUAUCGAAGACGACCGUGAAGAUGAACUUGAAUAUGAUUCUUUAAAAGAUCCUUUUGACGAUACAGAAGAGCAGUUCUAUGACUGUGAAGAUACAGAUGACCUGUUCUACGAUUGUGACAAUUGUAGCCACUUGGAUUCAUGA
Messenger RNA from Mucor mucedo, 555 nucleotides. RefSeq lists its product as uncharacterized. The transcript has a single exon. The record is from RefSeq and is a predicted model, not a curated record. Gene Ontology annotation, biological process: translational initiation. NCBI's taxonomy places the organism in Eukaryota, Fungi, Mucoromycota, Mucoromycetes, Mucorales, Mucoraceae. Gene Ontology annotation, cellular component: cytosol. Gene Ontology annotation, molecular function: protein-folding chaperone binding. Bases 1 to 555 code for a protein of 184 amino acids.